Pseudozyma hubeiensis SY62 is the source of this 1539-nucleotide messenger RNA. RefSeq lists its product as hypothetical. Gene Ontology annotation, molecular function: prenyltransferase activity. Gene Ontology annotation, cellular component: transferase complex. The coding region runs from base 1 to 1539 and encodes 512 amino acids. Gene Ontology annotation, biological process: isoprenoid biosynthetic process; ubiquinone biosynthetic process. The record is from RefSeq and is a predicted model, not a curated record. Lineage: Eukaryota; Fungi; Basidiomycota; Ustilaginomycetes; Ustilaginales; Ustilaginaceae. The transcript is spliced from 2 exons.
AUGCAUGGCAAUGAGAAGGCGUCAGAGGAUGGUCGCAGAACAGCUCGAAUGGUUGGCGAAAGCUCAUCCUCCUCAUCCUCUGCGGCUGCAUUCUUCGGUGCGUCAGUUAGCAGCUCUUCCUCGUCAGCAUCGACCACACCAUCCACACCCAUCAUCCAGGACCCGCUCUCGCUCGUCUCGUCCGAACUUUCGUCCUUGCGCUCCAACGUCUCCUCGCUCCUCGGCUCGGGUCACCCAAGCUUGGACACGAUAGCAAAGUACUACUUUCAGGCGGAGGGAAAGCAUGUUCGACCGCUCAUCGUCCUGCUCAUGAGCAAAGCCGUCAACGGUCUCUCGCCUCUCUACCCUGAACUGCUCUCGCAGGCGCAGAACUCAGCGCAGCGCAGCGAUACGGGCAAGUCGAUCGAGCGUGACAUGGGCAUCAACGAGCCGCUCUCACCGGGAAGCGUCCUCAACGACUUCAAUCCGCACAUGGAGAGCAUCGAGGGAUCGCUUCCUCCAUCAUCAGCGCAGGAUGGAAGCGCAGCAGCAGCGCUCGCUUCCACCACCGGCGCCAUUCUGCCCACGCAGCGCAGGCUCGCCGAGAUCACCGAGAUGAUCCACGUCGCAUCGCUGCUUCACGACGACGUCAUCGAUGCAUCGCCUCUUCGACGCGGUGCGCCUUCAGCUCCUUCAGCCUUCGGAAACAAGCUCAGCAUCUUGGGAGGCGAUUUCUUGCUCGGCCGUGCUUCCGUCGCACUGGCUCGUCUUCGUGACGCCGAGGUGGUCGAGUUGCUCGCCACCGUCAUUGCCAACCUGGUCGAGGGCGAGGUGAUGCAGCUCAAGUCGCAGGCUGCUUCUGCCGCCGAGUCUAGCGAAAGUACUGGAACACCGACGCACGCCAACAUUUGGGAAUCCGAAGGCCUCGUAGCGCACACCAUGGGUCUCUCCGACGUUGAAGCCAAGAAGGCAGUCGAUCACGCAGUCUCGACCUACAAUCAACCCACACCAGCCCACUUUUCGCUCUACCUCCAAAAGACUUACCUCAAGACCGCUGCUCUCAUCGCCAAAUCCACACGUGCCUCUGUCAUCCUCGCCGGCUGCGGAGCCGACGCCAUCUCCAAAGCCAACCUUCCCCCCUCCGUCGCAGAACACAUGCGCACCAUCAGAGACGCAGCCUACGGCUACGGUAGAAACCUCGGCAUCGCCUUCCAACUCGUCGACGAUCUGCUCGAUUUCCAAUCCACCUCGGCCGCUUUUGGAAAACCGUCCGGUGGAGCUGAUCUCAGGUUGGGAUUGGCUACCGCUCCUGUGCUGUAUGCUUGGCAGGAGCUACCAGGGGAAGGGAUCCACGAGCUGGUGGCGAGAAGGUUCGAGGGUGAGGGAGAUGUGGAGAAGAUGUUGAGGUUGGUAGAUAGAAGUCAGGGUUUACAGAGGACGGCGGAAUUGGCGAAGGAGCACGCGAGGAGGGCGAGAUCGCAUCUGGAUGUGCUGCCUGAUUCCGAGGCCAAGCAGGCGCUGAUCGGGUUGAACGAGCAGGUGAUCAAGCGCGUAAAGUAG